Molecule: messenger RNA, 3886 nt
Organism: Rhinopithecus roxellana (golden snub-nosed monkey)
Lineage: Eukaryota; Metazoa; Chordata; Mammalia; Primates; Cercopithecidae
Gene: GLIPR1
Product: GLI pathogenesis related 1
Exons: 6
Coding region: 201-1001 (266 amino acids)
Cellular component (GO): extracellular region
Source: RefSeq, a predicted model, not a curated record
ACAAAGUGAGCUGCACACCAUAUAUGGAGAAACCCGUUUCUUAAAACUAGUGAUGAACUCAUGCUCUGUUCUGUUUUCUCAAAGCUGAAGUCGGCUAGCUUUGCAAAGCUGCGGGCUGAGCACUCAGGAAGGCAAUCACACUGUCAAAAACUGGGGCGGCUCUGCACUGCAGCCUCCCAAGGCUCCAUGCCAGACAAAGCAUGUGUGCCACACUUGCUACAAUAGCCUGGAUGGUUUCUUUUGUCUCCAGUUAUUCACACACAGCAAAUAUUUUGCCAGAUAUCGAAAAUGAAGAUUUCAUCAAAGACUGCGUUCGAAUCCAUAACAAGUUCCGAUCAGAGGUGAAACCAACAGCCAGUGAUAUGCUAUACAUGACUUGGGACCCAGCACUAGCCCAAAUUGCAAAAGCAUGGGCCAGAAAUUGCCAGUUUUCACAUAAUACACAGCUGAAGCCACCCCACAAGCUACACCCAAACUUCACUUCACUGGGAGAAAACAUCUGGACUGGGUCUGUGUCCCUCUUUUCUGUGUCUUCCGCCAUCACAAACUGGUAUGACGAAAUCCAGGACUACGACUUCAAGACUCGGAUAUGCAAAAAAGUCUGUGGCCACUACACUCAGGUUGUUUGGGCAGAUAGUUACAAAGUUGGCUGCGCAGUUCAAUUUUGCCCUAAAGUUUCUGGCUUUGAUGCUCUUUUCAAUGGAGCACAUUUUAUAUGCAACUACGGACCAGGAGGCAAUUACCCAACUUGGCCAUAUAAGAGAGGAGCCACCUGCAGUGCCUGCCCCAAUAAUGACAAGUGUUUGGACAAUCUCUGUGUUAACCAACAGCGAGAUCAAGUCAAACGUUACUACUCUGUUGUGCAUCCAGGCUGGCCCAUAUAUCCACGUAACAGAUAUACUUCUCUCUUUCUCAUUGUUAAUUCAGUAAUUCUGAUACUGUCUGUCAUAAUUACCAUUUUGGUACAGCACAAGUACCCUAAUUUAGUUCUUUUGGACUAAUACAAUCCAGGAAAGAAAAAACCCAAAUAUCAACCUUAUUCAAAUACGGCUUUUUUUUUAAACCAAUAACAGUGAAUAACAAUUAGGUGUAAUUCUAUUUUAAAACAUUUCAGAAAAAAGUGUAUGUUGCAGCCAUACUCUUACUCAAAAGAAGAAACUUCCUAACUAUCAGAUAAACUCAUCUUUACUUCCCACUUUUCUAUAAAUAAGCAUUGUUUACAGGUUGCCACAGGUGGACUUUCAGUAAGUAACUUAACCCAUGUUUCAGCUUCUAAAUCUGCAAAAUGAGCAAGGUACAGUAGCACUUUUUAAGGUGAUUCUUAGUAACUCCAGUAGCCAUUAUUACUUUUUAAAUAUCUGGUUUUCCCUGUUCUCUUGCAACCUGAUGUCUUUCUGGUUUACCACUUCCCCAGAUUCAGAACAGAGGAGUAACUAGGGGAUCUGAUUUUAGAGGCCUUAAUUUUCUGUUCAUGGACUGUUAAAAGUAAAACCAAAUUUUCAAAAGGGAUAAACCUAAAUAUUUGUUUGUUAUCAUUAAAGGGAGCAUCAAAUGCUAGGACAUCAUUAUAUCUGAAGACUAACCAAUGGCAUCAGACACUGGAUUUAAUGGAUAAUCACAAUGGUCGUAAUGUAUACAAAGACAAAUAUACCACUUUCUAGUACAAAAUUUUCAAAAAACACAAUAAUAUAAUAAUUUAUAAAGAACACUCUUCUAUGAACAACCACUACCAAAACAAAACCCUCAGAAAAUUUCUCACAAAUAAGGCAACUAAUGCCUGGUAUCUCAAAAUCCUUUACAAAAGGAGAUAGUUCUAGUCAAGGAGUUUGGGGUAUGUUACUUUUUUUUCUUCUUUUUCUUUUCAUCUGCCUCCAUCUUCAGUGCAAUUUCUUCAGCUGUAAGGGCUCCCAGUUUCUUAUUCUUUGCUUUCUUAACCUUUUCCUUGAUGCUGGCCACAUCAAUUUUAGUUUCAGUAGAAGCUAGACAAAUUAAAAGCACAAUACAUGUAACACUUUAGAUGUUACCAAGUAAAACAAAGAAUAUAUUUUAAAGCAGUAACUUCAGAGUCCUCUUAUAAUUGAAAAAUCACAGUAUAAAAUAUAAAAACACCUGCCUAAAGGAGUCAGAAAUUUAUUCAGACUAAUAAAACCAUAAAAUACUUUAAUACAUAAAAAUGGCAUGAUUGAUUGAACCAAUUACUGGAUUCAACUAUAUUAAGACUAUUUCCUUAAAUCCUACUUCAGACUAAAUUAUUUUACCUACAUUCUUUUCCAUAUUUUGGAACUUCUGAGUUCUCAUUAUUUUCCAUCUUGCACAUUAAAAUAAUUUACAUGUAUCCCUUCUCAGUAAGUUUAAUCAGCUAACCAUAAGCUACAGGUCAAAAUCUACUUCCUCUAAUACCAAAACAAAAACUUAAAGUUUUCCAAAUAUUAAUUCAAUGAAUGACUAAUAGUAUUCUAUUUAACAAGAGUUUGCUGUAUUUAACAACAUUUUGGUAAUAAAGACAAUUUGGGCGUAUUUGGAAGUUCCCCUAACAGGACCCAACUAUCUAAUCAAUGACAAAAGUAAGAGCAAAACAGAGAAAGGAAGCAGUGAAAAAGAAUGCAACUUUUUCUUACUAUUCAAAGUACAGUAUCACAGCAUAAAAGAAUCAUAAGAUAAAACAUCAUAAUGUACAAACUAUCCAGCAACCUGAGAAGCACAGAGCGUUAAAGCCUCCACCGUGUGAAGAAACUACAUUAGGUUAACUAGCUAUUGAGUACCUUCAAAGCACUCAACUGACAGGUUGUACAAACUGGAAAUUAUAAUACUUAUGACAUUUUUACCUUUCAUAUAACCAAUAAUCUACCACAGAAUACAGUAUUUUUAAAACUAUUAACAAGCAAUAUGUUAAAUAAUGUAUUAUAUCUGUUUGUUUCUGACCAAGUCUGUACAAUAUUGCUGGGGUGCCCUCUCCCCUCAGUGUCACUGUUCACUUUGGAGGGUUACUUUAGGAAGAGGACAACAAUAUUGCUGGGGUGCCCUCUCCCCUCAGUGUCACUAUUCACUUUGGAGGGUUACUUUAGGAAGAGGACAACAAUAUUGCUGGGGUGCCCUCUCCCCUCAGUGUCACUGUUCACUUUGGAGGGUUACUUUAGGAAGAGGACAAGUGUUACCACAGGGGGGAAAAAUGCAGAAGAGAGGAUGCAUCAGAAUGAGACUAGAAAUGUUAUGAGAAUGUUUUCUCUUAGCGUCUUUUAAAUACUAGGUUAGUGGGAAAGUGAUUGCAGUUUCUGCCAUUUAAAAACCACAAUCACUUUCACACUAAUAGCUCCUGAAUAAGACCUGUCAGUGUCCUUUAGUCCAAAGUGAUGAGAAAUCCAUGUUACCAAUAUAGAAGCCAAACUCUAAGCCAAAAUCACAGAAAGAGAAGAAAAAGUACAACUUCUGAUAAUUCCUCUUUGAGAGGCAUGAGAGCAGAGCUCAGAGAUCAUCUUCUUGCAUUUCCACAGAAGAUGUACUGGCUGCCCUGGGUUUGUAUCUUUCACAACAAAGAGUCUUUCCUAAGCACAGACCAGAGGUCAGGAGAGGACUGUCAAUCCAGUUCACACUGAAAUAGGCAUUAGCUGCCUCUAAAGUCCUUAGGAUCAGUAAUUAAUGAAAUGCUAAGAGAACUGAUGAAAACAUACGAUAAUUUCUUGAAGAGAUUCCGACAAAUUCACUAUGGGUUUACUUUUCAUAAUUAAUAAAGACUUUUACAUCACAGAAAGCAUUACCUUCCUUAGGUUUCACAAUUGGUUUUUCUUUAGGUGGAAUAAAUGCUUUGUUUCUUUCCUCUUGUUUCUUACUGAUGGCUUCUGCUUGUUUAGCCUACAUUAGUAAAUAAAAAAUACGUUAGUUAAAUGUA